AUGCGCAUUCUUCCUCUAUUGGCCACCGUCCCAUUGGUGACUUGCGAUAUGAACUGGACUAUCCCCCUGAUGUCGUUGUCUGUGGUGCAAUACGACAGCAAGACGGAUGCGGAGGGACGAGAGACCAUGUACAUAUGGGCUGUGCCUGUCAUGCCCAAGCUUGAACCCCCGCCGGGCCCGGUCAUGGUUCUGGCGGACAUGGACAAGGACGUUGCAGACCACUUCUGUAUCACGGAUCGCUGGCACGUGUGGGUGACCGUAGUGAGUAACACAACGAGUCUGGACCAAGAGACGGAAGACAAAUUGCAUUGGGUUCCCUCCUGGUGCAAGAAAGACGGCAGGGUCCCGACUACACUAGAUAUAGAAAUUUCUGAGAUGCCCAGGUUGUUGGUGCCUGAUUCGGUCUUUGACAAAUACAAGAAGAUGGAGGACGCGGGUGAAGAGUAUUAUGUAUUGUUCAAGUCUGAUUUGUUCAGCUAUGAGAACAAAACCGAGCUGAAGUCGGUGUGCAAACCAGGGCACGACUUCCUCGGCGGCGUGAUUCCCCUCCGUGACAACCCCACUGAACCGUGGGAGCGUAUUGAGCAGUUCUUUGUGAACAAAUUUGACCCGUGUGUGCUCAUCAGACAUCCGUGCUGGUGCGCGCGGGCUCCCCAACAAUGGAACUGCGCACACUGCAGGCUGGACGACCUCUUCGGUCGGGCCUCGUUAUGCUAUCAGGCAGGCAGCGAAGCGGGAAAAUGGUGCACAGCGGUGACCUACCAGGGCUUCCCCGAGUACGAUAAACCGAAUCGACCAAUCGACGCUGAAGAAUAUCAGUACAUGCUCGAGCACCGGGAUGAUUACAAGGACCAAGGGAUCUAUUGGCUAGAUGAGGCGGGUGACGACACCCCCACGAACUGA
Messenger RNA from Gregarina niphandrodes, 903 nucleotides. RefSeq lists its product as hypothetical. The transcript has a single exon. The record is from RefSeq and is a predicted model, not a curated record. Lineage: Eukaryota; Apicomplexa; Conoidasida; Eugregarinorida; Gregarinidae. Bases 1 to 903 code for a protein of 300 amino acids.